AGACCAGCAUCUCGGGGGCCCCUGCGCCUCUAACCAUGGCAGAUACAACGCAACGCGCUCUGCUGAACGCUUUCUUGCGAACCAUCUCAGAUGAUAUCAUUCCGCUGACAUCAUCAGGCGUCGCGAAGGGCGAUAAGGUCUUCGGCGCCUCCAUUCUUCGAAAGUCGACGCUGGAGGUUAUCGUAUCAGCGACUAAUAACGAGACGAAGUCUCCACUCCUGCACGGAGAGACGAACUGCCUGUUGAAGUUCCACGAGUUGGAGGAUAGACCUUCCCCGAAAGACUGCAUCUUGCUCUCUACGCAUGAGCCGUGUUCUCUGUGUCUUUCUGCUAUCUCAUGGAGCGGCUUCAACAGCUUCUUCUACCUCUUCACGUACGAAGAUACACGUGAAGUCUUCACGAACCCACACGACCUCAAGAUCUUGGAGGAGGUCUUCAAAGUGAAAGCAGAAGGCGAGACAGACGAAGCAUACAACAGACGACCUUUGUACAACAGACAGAACGCCUUUUGGACCGGCAAGUCUGUGGCCGUUUUGAUCGAAGAACUUGGCGAUCCGGCAGAGAAAACUGAGAUGUUGGAGCGCUUUCGCGUUGUUCGGGAGAGGUACAAUGGCCUCUCGCAUACGUACCAGAGAAGCAAAGGCAAGAGUGAUAUUCCGUUACCAUGA
This is a messenger RNA of Coniophora puteana RWD-64-598 SS2, 668 nucleotides long. RefSeq names its product cytidine deaminase-like protein. The transcript has 4 exons. The coding region runs from base 36 to 668 and encodes 210 amino acids. NCBI's taxonomy places the organism in Eukaryota, Fungi, Basidiomycota, Agaricomycetes, Boletales, Coniophoraceae. The record is from RefSeq and is a predicted model, not a curated record. Gene Ontology annotation, molecular function: catalytic activity.